Macadamia integrifolia is the source of this 3513-nucleotide messenger RNA. RefSeq names its product disease resistance protein RPH8A-like. The record is from RefSeq and is a predicted model, not a curated record. The transcript has 4 exons. Gene Ontology annotation, molecular function: ADP binding. Gene Ontology annotation, biological process: defense response to other organism. Lineage: Eukaryota; Viridiplantae; Streptophyta; Magnoliopsida; Proteales; Proteaceae. Bases 506 to 3229 code for a protein of 907 amino acids.
GUCAUUUUCAUUCAUUGGUGUCCUAUGUUCUCUUUUCUUGUAUUGACCUACUUUAUAUAGGUCCAUUCUUCUUGCAUUUAUUCUCUUCUUUAGUUAAUACAGCAUGCAAGUUUUCACCAGAAUUAUCAAUUAGGAGUUCAUUGCUCGGGCUUAACUGGAUAAAUCAUCUGCUCAAGCUUGGGAAACUUGCCAUUGCGAGUCUGUGAUCAACGACCUGGUUCUCUCUCUCUCUCAACUUGACAUUUGGAUCUUCAAUCAUCAGCAUCACCAGUUGGUUCAUCAAAGGUAGUCGAAGAACCGAUCUAUAACAUGAUGGCAGAUAUUAAGUUGGACCAAGAGUCCAAUGAUCAGAUAGACCACUGAAGAAAAGAAACAGAAUGAGGGUAUUUCCAUAGAGCUGCCACAGAAAACACCACACUACAAGCUUCAUCACAAAAGCUAUCAAGGGAUUUCUCCCUACAACGACCCCUGCCACUCCAUCCUCCAGCAACUUAAAGAAAAAAAAAUGGCUGAAGGAGCAAUUAUAUCUUUUUCCCAGAGACUCGGGGUGAUCGUACUGGAAGAAUACAAAUUUUUGCAUGGGGUGCAAGACCAGGUUGCGUCUCUUCGUGAUGAGCUCCAAUGGAUCAGUUCCUUUCUAAAGGAUGCUGCAAUGCAAGGGAAUAAGAAUGAGAGAGUGGACAUAUGGGUCAGCCAGAUCAGAGACCUUGCUUACGAUGCUGAGGAUGUCCUUGACAUCUUCAUCCUCAAGGUAAAGCGGCUACGGCGAAGAAGCAUAAGAAUGCUUAUCAAUUAUCCUAGCCGACUCAUUACUCUUCACAAUUUGGGGAACAAGAUUGACAGCAUCAACAGAAGGAUCGAUAGGAUUUCAACUUACAGAUCCAAGUAUGCCCUUGAUAAGUUAGAGGAUAAAGGGUCUUUGGGCAAGGAUGUAGCAUUGAAUGAGAGGACAGCCCCUGAUCUGGUGGAAGACGAUGUCGUUGGCUUCGAAAGUCGGACAAAAGAAGUGGUUCAAAUGUUGUUAUUGAACCAAGAUUCACCAAUGUUUCAUGUUGUUUCAAUAGUUGGGAUGCCUGGUGCAGGUAAGACCACCCUUGCUCACGUGGUCUACGAUGAUGUUAAAUAUCAAUUUGACUCUUGUGCUUGGAUAUAUGUCUCCCCAAAAUUUAAACCAGAAAGUCUCUUGCAAAGCAUCAAGAAGCAAAAUCCUAGGAUGAAAGAAGAUAUGGGGAAAUUAUUAGUGGUGUUUGAUGAUGUAAGGAAAAGGAAAGAUUGGGACACAUUAAACAAUGGUGUCCUAGACAAUAUCACAAGCACACAAAAAAGAAUACUAAUUACUUCUCGCUUUGGUAAAGUAGCAAAGCGCGCCAACUCAUCUAUGGAUCCCUAUGAGAUGAAGCCUUUGGAUAAAGAUAAGAGCUUAGAGCUCCUGAAAAGGAUGGUUUUCCCUAAGAAAAGUUGUUUCCCUAAACAACUAAAGGAUUUACCUGAGAUAAUUGUCAGAAAGUGCGAAGGUUUACCACUUGCAAUUGUUGUAUUGGGUGGUCUCUUGUCAAGAAAGCAGAAAACGGUUGAUGUGUGGAACAAAAUACUGCACAAUGUGAGGUGGCAGCUACUUCAAGGCUCUUCUACUGAAUGGUUGGAGCUACCGUCUUUAAGUUAUGAUAAUCUGCCUAAUUUCUUGAAGCCUUGUUUUCUCUAUUUUGGCCUAUUCCCAGAAGAUUGUCCGAUCGAUUGUGAAAUCUUAAUACAGUUAUGGAUCGCAGAGGGUUUCAUAGAAGAGAGAGGAGCAGAAACAAUGGAGGAUGUUGCUGAGGACUACCUUGAAGAACUAAUUCAAAGGAGCAUGAUCCAAGCAGGACGUAGAAGAUUCAAUGGAAGUCUUGAAACAUGUGGCAUCCAUGAUCUCUUUCGAGAGUUUGCGAUCUCAAAAGGACGACAAGACAAAUUUCUUGAUGUUUUGGGUAGUAAAAGUUCGGCAACCCGUACUAUGUCACGUCGACUUGCGGUUCAUUCAACUAAUGAGGUUGCUAAAAUCCCGGAUAGCUCCUCUUUAAAUAAUCCACGUUCGAUUUUGUGGUUCAAUUGCUUGAGGAAUGUAAGAUUAGAGGACAAAUCUUUCUAUAAAAGCUUCAAACUUCUUAGAGUUCUGGAUCUACAAGGGGCAUCUCUCAGGAUCUUACCCGAUGAAAUAGGGAAACUUGUCCUCCUCAAGUACUUGAAUCUACAUGGAGCCAGGAUAGGAAAGCUUCCAUCCUCAAUUCGCAAUCUCCGAAAUUUACUAACUCUAGAUAUAUCUGAGACUCAAAUCAAUGGCAUACCUUGGGCAGUAUGGGAAUUGGAAGAGCUAAGGAAUUUUUAUACUAAUCUUCACUCUGAUCAUCAAAAUUCAAAUUCAUCUAAUUCUGGUAAUGAUGGAGUUUCUUCUAAUCUUCGCUGCAAGAUUAUUGACUAUUAUCAUAGUGGUGCUCCUCAACAAAUCGGGCGACUAAGGAAUCUUCGGACACUAUCUACAAGAGGAGACAAUUGGAUAUUCAAUGACUUUUGGCAAUUGGCCAAUCUCAGAAAGCUCAAGAUAACUGAAGUGAAUAUGGAACUUUAUGGAGUAGAAUUAUCUAAUUCGAUUCUCCACUUUAUAUACCUUAGGGAGUUGGACAUCAGUUGGAACAAGGGCACACUACAAUUUCCAGAUUCACUUCCACAACAUAUUCACCUCUGCAAACUGAGAUUAUCAGGAGAGAUGUUAAAUCUACCAGCUGAUCCUUUUUUUUUCCCACCAAAUCUUGCUGAACUGCGGUUAUCUCUUACUGAUCUAAAGGAGGAAGGUGAGUUGAUGGAAACCCUAGCAGCAUUAAAGAACCUGAAGCUUCUCCAACUCCAAGAGGUAUCUUUCUUGGGAAACCAGAUGGUUUUUCCUGCAGAUGGGUUUCCUAAGCUUAUACGCCUGGAUCUUCUAGCUUUAAAAGAGUUACAAGAAUGGAAGGUGGAGGACAGGUCAUUGCGCAGUCUCAAGGUUCUAAAUCUUGUCUGUUUAGAGAACCUAAAGGAGAUACCAGAUGGAUUGCAAAAAGUCACUACUCUCCAAAAGCUCCGUCUACUUGGCAUGCCAGAGGAAUUGGUAAAUAGGGUUGAAAGAGAUGUGGGAGUUGAUUGGUAUAAGAUCAAACAUAUACCAACCAUUAAGUUUAAAUCAGGUCAUUUCGGUGUUGAACUGCUAGAGCGUGUUUGAUGAGAUUGUGAGAAUUUAAGGUGGCUCUCCAAUCAAGUCCGACCUUAUGAAGUGCCAACAUAAAAUCCAGCUUCUUUCCAUAGGAGGAUAAUGUUUUGGGAGCAUUGGAAGUUCAUUUCUUUGACUGCUCCUCUUCUCUUUGCCACUGGAAGGUUUUGUUAUUGGAACAGUGUCUUUUGAACGUUUGAAUAAGUUCCACAGGUCAUUUUAGACAUUUUAGUCUCUUAUUUGUAAUAAUCACUCUCUCUAUUUUACUCUCUUGCUGUGUUCGUUUGUGUUGCCUA